AUGAAGAUACAAAAUAGUGAUCCGCCGGGGGUUGUUCGAAUCAAGCGGAAGCGGACGGAUGAACCACUUCAAGCUUUAUUGUUUGAGGAAGCUCCAACACAUAAACGUGUGAGGAAAGGUACUUCCAGUUUUGUGUUUAAGCUUGCACGAACAGAGGAAAGGCUACUAUCAGGAAGUAAAGCGGCUUUGGUAUUGAAUAGAGAGGAGGAAAAUAGUGGGGGCAAGAACCUAUUCAGUAUACCAAAGGUUAAGAGAAAAGAUAUAGCGAGAGAAAAAGGAGAUGAAGAAACAAAAGAUGAAAGUGGGCCUGAAGUCAGCCCAGAAAUCUUGGAUAUGGUGAGCAGCUAUUUGAGCGGGGAGGAGGGAAAUGGACAAGAAAAGCCAAAAGAUGGUAUUGCUGAUAAUAACAGUGCGCAAAACACUGAUUAUGUGUAUGAUGUGUACUACAGGAAACCAAUAGACAGAGAUUGGCAUGCUUCUGACAACAUUGGAUAUGUGAAAUUGUCCGAGGAGGAACUUGAAGAGUUAGAUAACAACAUGGACUCGAAAACUUUACCAAAUACGGAUGACGAAGACUCAAACUCUGAGGAUUACUACCUCAACGAUUAUCCGGAAGACGAGGAUGGUGAGCUUGAUGAUGACAGCUAUGAAGGUCUUGCCUCUGAUGGAGGGAGUAAUGAUAGCGAUAAUUUUGAUGCAAGUUCAAGCGAAUUGGGAGAUCGGUUUCCUGAUCAGGUCUCGGAUAGGCAAGAAAUGGGCCAAAAUUUGACGGAUGAUGAUUAUUUCCGUACAGUACGGAGUGAACAGUAUGCAAGCGAUAGCGAGGAUGAGGGUGGAACGGAAUUCAAAAGACACGACUUCUUUCCGAGUGAUACAGAUGACCCAUUAGCAAUUCAUCGGGAUAAGAUAUUUGACAAACUGGCUCGGAUGAUAAAAAAACAGACUGAGAAUGGAAGUUAG
Messenger RNA from Brettanomyces bruxellensis, 960 nucleotides. RefSeq lists its product as uncharacterized. Gene Ontology annotation, cellular component: cytoplasm. Gene Ontology annotation, biological process: protein import into nucleus. The transcript has a single exon. The coding region runs from base 1 to 960 and encodes 319 amino acids. The record is from RefSeq and is a predicted model, not a curated record. Lineage: Eukaryota; Fungi; Ascomycota; Pichiomycetes; Pichiales; Pichiaceae.